UGGGCGACCUGCUGAGUGACGCUCUACUACUACACGCUGACAUUUGUCUCCACCUCCUGCUUUUGACGGCAUUAUAAAUGAAACCUAAGCUCAGCGAAGAGAGAAUCUUGGACAGGGAGAUCCAUGCGGGCACAGUACAAAAGAGAUCAGCAUUUAAACUUCUGAAACUCUAACACAAGAGGUGAAAAACAAAUCUUUGUUUAGAAGAAAAAUGCUGAACGCUGGGAUAAUCUAUUUGAGCAUCUGUUUCACCAUGGGAGGAGGGUAUUCAACAGGCAAGAAGCAGUAUCAGAUUCAGAAUGGGCCGUGUAGCUACACUUUUCUCCUCCCAGAGCAGGAGGGCUGUCCAUCUAGCAGCUACACCAACCUGGCACAGAGGGAUGAUCCAGCUGAAUAUGAACAGUCGGUCCAGAGACUGGAGCAACUAGAGAGCAUAAUGGAGAACAACACACAGUGGCUGCUGAAGCUGGAGAGCUACAUCCAGGAGAGCCUGAGACAAGACAUGGCCCAGUUUCAGCAUGAGGCUGUGCACAACCACACGGCGACCAUGAUCGAGAUCGGCGCCAACCUCCUGACUCAGACGGCAGAGCAGACACGCAAGCUCACCAGCGUUGAGGCCCAGGUUAUAAACCAAACAACUCGGCUUGAACUUCAGCUUCUUGAGAAUUCAAUCUCGACAAAUAAACUGGAAAAAGAGAUGCUGUUGCAAACAAAUGAAAUAAACAAACUGAAUGAAAAAAACAGCUUCCUGGAGAAGCGUGUGGAGGAGAUGGAGGGCCAGAGGCAGGAGGAGCUGAAGACCCUACAGCAGGAGAAGGAGCAGCUGAAGCAGCUGGUGGAGAAGCAGACCACCAUCAUCAAGCAAUUGGAGCAACAGCUGCAGCAGGCCUCCUCCGCCAACUCAGCCAUGCAGGUCCAACAACAGGAGCUGGUGGAGACUGUCAACAACCUGAUCCACACCAUCUCCGUCCCCACACCUGGUCAAUCAGCAAUGAUGCAAGAUACCCCGUCACAGUACAAAGACUGCAGUGCCGUCUUCAAGUCGGGAAACAAAGAAAGUGGAGUCUACACACUUACUAUACCUGAAACAAAAGAGCAAAUCAAGGCUUACUGUGACAUGGACACAGAGGGAGGUGGGUGGACAGUACUGCAGAAGCGAUUCAAUGGCCUUGUUGACUUUCAUCGUACAUGGAAAGAGUACAAAACGGGCUUUGGAGAUGUAUCAGGAGAAUACUGGCUAGGAAAUGAAUACAUCUCAAAGUUGACCAAUGAGCAGCAAAAUGUCCUCCGGAUUGAGCUUACAGAUUGGGAGGGAAAUUCAGGCAUCUCUCAGUACGAGCAAUUUUCCCUUAGCAACGAACAGCAGAACUACAGGAUACACCUUAAAGGCUACAGUGGAACAGCAGGCAAAAUCAGUAGCCUUGCCCAGCCAGGAAGUGAUUUUAGCACAAAGGAUGCAGACAAUGACAAAUGUGUUUGCAAGUGCUCACAACUAACCUCAGGAGGCUGGUGGUUUGAUGCCUGCGGCCCUUCCAAUCUCAACGGAAUAUACUAUCAGCAAGGGCAGAAUACCAAUCGCUUCAAUGGUAUUAAAUGGUACUACUGGAAAGGCUCGGGAUACUCACUAAAGGCAACUACUAUGAUGAUAAGACCAGUAGACUUCUGAGCAACAAAUGGGGAAUCAGUGAAGCAAUGAGGCUCCAAUAUUUAAAUCCCAAUACAGGAUCUUGUAUAUGGAGGGGAAAGUGCUUGACAUUUAUACACAUUUUCAGGCAAAACAGCACUGCUUUUAUCAAAGAAAGCACUUAAAAGAAACUUACAGACUUAAUGGCUAGUUAAAACCUGUAAGAACAUGUGUUAAACUUCUAGGAUGCAAUACAAGCUACUAGGCAAGUGUUGUUAAAGGAAGCUCCACAGACAUAUAGUGCACAAUGUGCUGCCUUACUGGCAGCAUAACCAUUUUUUGUCAUGCAAACAGCUUAAUGCAGAAAAAAGAAUAUUUUAGAGCAUUUAUAUUUAAGAGCAUACUGUCAAUAUCACUGAGUUACUUACAAUGAUGAGGUUUGAUACUGACAAUGCAACUAUGGUACAAAAGUAAAGAAAAAUGAUGAUGGGUUCUUAACAUCAGCCUGGAUGUGGGUGUUCUAUUUGUUCUAUUAACAAAGCAAAGCGCAAAAAAACCCAACCAACCAACCAAACAAACAAAAACAAACAAAAAACUAAAUUAAGAAGCUCUUUUGCUUACAGAGGUUGAAUGAUUUGCAUUUUUAGUUCUUUUAUUUUUUAAAUCCUGAUAAACAUCCUGAUACAUGAUCACAAACUAUUAGAAUGUUUAAAGUAAUUUUUGGCUGUGAUAUGAUUUUCCCAUUAGAAAAAAGCUAGCAUCAUCUUAGACAAAAUUUAGGGAAUACAACAGUGUUAUACUAUUUAAAUGAACUAUUUACAACUGGCAAAGUCAAUCUUGUAGAAAACAUCUGUGAUAAAUCUUCUGUCAAAAAACAAAAUAGCAAGUACCUGCAUGUAACCAACUAUGGUCCAGUUAAUUAAUUUGCAUGAUUUCAUUACAGAAAUAUUCCUGAAGCAAUUUAAAGGCAUAAAGUGCGCAUGAGGUGAUAUUUUUUAAAAAUGGGUAAGCACUGGUUUAAACAAAAUAUCCUAGUGUAAAUUGAAAUAACAUUAGCAGUCACCUUUUAGCACUAAUGAAGUAAUCAAACAAAAACAAAACUUUACAACUUUUGCUUGCUCCAUAUGAUGUACUUGUAGUCUCACAUACAUCUGAGAUUUGGCAUUAGGACAGAUGCUUGGUAAUGUUUAGGUUGUUAAAGUAUAUUUUUCAGGUUAAUUAAAGCAUACUUAUAUUUGUUUGAACUUACUACUGACCUAUUACAAAACAAACUUGCUGUUAAUCCUGUGUACACUAAAAGUGAGCCAAACAGCUUUUCUUCAGACGAUCUGUGGCAGAAGUCUAAAUGAGUAAAUUCAGCUAGGGCACCAAAGGGUUGGCUAGAUCUAAACCAAUCACAUGUCACACCAAUCACACUAGUGCCUCAAGACAUCCAACCUUUUGGAUUCACACAAAUAAUUUCUUCUGAAUUAUAUGCAGCUUGUCACCAUUAAUGAUGAUGUUUAACUUUCAAUUUAACUGAAACAUUCUGCUACUUUUUGGCAUGGCUUUGCAUCACAUUUACAUCUUCAGCAUUAUUAUUUUAUGUUGUCAUCUGUUACAUACAGCAGAAAUUCGUUAGGUUGCAUUAUAAUUGUUAACUAUGAAGCACAGUUGGCAUUUGUUAAAAAAAAUAAAUUAUUUUGCUCGUAGUAUAAAUCUAGAGUACAAGUGAUGUCCAAUGUAGGCUAAAGGUUUUAUAGUUUCAUUUAACAACUCUGGGCUAAGACAUUUGUGUGAGGAGUUAAGGAAUAUUUAUUUGUUUGUAUUACACAUGGUUAAAGUUGUGUAUUUAAAGGUUUAUGUAAUUUUAUUUGAUGUCAAAAAUGCAUUAA
Messenger RNA from Electrophorus electricus (electric eel), 3498 nucleotides. It is a transcript of the gene angpt2a, whose product is annotated as angiopoietin 2a. The record is from RefSeq and is a predicted model, not a curated record. Gene Ontology annotation, biological process: blood coagulation. NCBI's taxonomy places the organism in Eukaryota, Metazoa, Chordata, Actinopteri, Gymnotiformes, Gymnotidae.